AUGAAACUCAUGGAAGAUGGUGGUGUGACCACCCGAGUAUAUGCUCUGCACACCUUCCAAGAGAGCUGCGAAACACACUUAAAAAAUACUGUUGCAGAUCUGAGAAAUAAUGGGAUAGAAAGAGGCCAGAACCAUAAGGGAUGGGUAGAAGAUGGGCUAAAAAGAGUCAUGGAUGUUGGAAGACAGGAAGGGAAGAGAAAAAAGAAGGUCGGAAUUGAGAAAUUUCUGACGGAGGCCAAGGUUCCGUUAGAUCCUAUGCAAGAGGAAGAAGAAAGUGUUGGAAGUUUUGAGACUCUUUCUAAGUUUUUUUGUGUAUGUCUUCCAGUUUUGUACACAACAUUGGGAAAGAAGAUGUUGAAUGUAAACCAAUUACUUGCAAAAUGCAAAACCCUCAACCAUCUAAAGCAACUGCACGUCUUUAUCAUCACUCUUGGUUACGGCCAGAGUGAAAUCUACGCCUUCAAGCUCGUCCGCUUCUGCCUUGUCACUCUCCCCAAUGCCAACCUUCCCUAUGCUCGCCUCAUCUUCGACUGCCUCCACUACCCGAAUGUAUACCAUUACGCUGCCAUGAUUGCUGGUUAUGCCUCCCAGUCCCACCACCAUUCUGUUUUUUUGUUGUACCGACGCAUGUUUUGUCAGGGAAGCCCUCAACCCAACCAUUUUAUCUACCCCCACAUCUUGAAAUCUAGUCCAGAGGUUUUUAAGUCUCACGGGACUGAACUGGUGCAUACCCACAUCAUGAAAUCGGGUUUUGGUCAAUACCCUGUUGUGCAAACGGCUCUUCUUGAUUCCUACUCCAGGUUCCGCUCGGAUGUUGGCUCAGCAAGGCGGGUGUUUGAAGAAAUGUCUGAGAAGAAUGUCGUGACCUGGACGGCUAUGAUUUCUGGGCACACUAGAGUUGGGGACAUUGGUGGUGCUCUGUUGUUGUUCGAGAAAAUGCCGGAGAGAGAUGUCCCUUCUUGGAAUGCUGUUAUUGCAGGUUGCACGCAGAACGGCCAGUUCUCGGAGGCAAUUUCUCUGUUCAAAACAAUGGUUCAUAUUGCACAUGGGGAGAAACAUCGAGAAAAUUGGCCGAAUCAGGUUACUGCUGUAUGUGUUCUUUCGGCUUGUAGUCACACUGGCAUGCUGCAGCUUGGUAAAUGGCUGCACAACUAUAUUUACAAAAAUGCGCUUGGUCCAGAUUCGUUUGUUUCCAAUUCUUUAGUAGAUAUGUAUGGGAAAUGUGGGAGCUUGAAAGUGGCAAGAAGGGUUUUCGACAGGACCUCGCAAAAAAGCUUGACCUCUUGGAAUUCCAUGAUCAACUCUUAUGCUCUGCACGGUGAAAGUGACAAUGCAAUUGGUGUGUUUGAGGACAUGAUACAGUGUGGGGCUGAUGUAAGACCAGAUGAGGUCACUUUUGUAGGCUUAUUCAAUGCUUGCACGCAUGAAGGGUUGGUAGAGAAAGGUAUUUCUUAUUUUGAUUUGAUGACUCAGGGUUAUGGGAUUGAGCCUCAGAUAGAACACUAUGGAUGCUUGAUAGACCUUCUUGGUCGAGCAGGUCGAUUUGAGGAAGCCAUGGAAGCUGUGAGGGGAAUGAAAAUUGAACCCGAUGAGUCAUGUAAGAUUUAUGGUCGCACAGAUCUCGCAGAAAUUGCAGUUAAAAAGUUGAUUCAACUUGAACCAAAUAAUGGUGCGUAUGGGACCAUGUUGGCCAAUAUAUAUGGGCAGUUGGGGAAGUGGGAUGAUGUCCGAAACGUGAGAAAGAUGCUGAGGGAGCGAAAUGCUUAUAAAACCCCAGGUUGCAGUUGGAUUGAGGUUGAUAAUCAAGUUUACCAAUUUUAUUCAAUUGACAAAUCACAUCCUAGAACGGAAGAGAUCUACCAAAUCCUAGACAUUCUCCUCUUAUUUCUUCCCGACAUAUGAACUGUGUUUUUUUUUUUUCCAAUAUAUGAACUAUGUUUAAAAGCCCGAAUAUAGUUCCACUGUUCAAGCAAGCUUACCUGGUUCCUACCUAUUAAGGUAAGGAUGAGAGCAAGAGGAAAUGAACUUUGUGUUAUAAGUUGCAUUCAAUGGUCUAAAGGGUGUCUCAGCACAACCAAUGUAACUUACUCCUAGUGACUUGCUGUGGCACUUGAAGUUGUGGAAAUAUAAAUGUUUUUACAGCCAGCCACCUGAAUUGGCCUUCCAUUUAACUUGAAAUGAGGUUAUGACUGAAGAUGUCUUUGGCUUUGUUCGUCUCGCAUUGGUGAUUACCUUCUUAUACAAGACCGCUGUUUUGCCUUAGCGAGUUUUGUAGCCAAGUUGGUAAUGUCCAACCGCACAACACCAGUGGUCUUUCUGCUUUCCAAGUGAUAAUUCAAAACAACAUUUUUGUUCUGGUAAAUUAUUUAAGAGAGGGUGGAAAUUGUUGAGUAUCAAUACCACAUCAGCAUCCACAUAAGCAUCAGUAGUGAAGGCCACCUUAGCAGAGUUUGUUAAAUGAUUGUUAAAGCUGUUAGAGUUUGUUAAAAUGUUAGUUGAGUCUGUUAACAUUUAGCUUAAGGCACGUGUGCCUUCUCCCAGCUAUAUAAGUCUGGUUGUAUCUCAUUUGUAAAACACAGAUUGAAUAAUCAAAAACAUUUUGAGCUA
This is a messenger RNA of Malus domestica (apple), 2607 nucleotides long. The record is from RefSeq and is a predicted model, not a curated record. Lineage: Eukaryota; Viridiplantae; Streptophyta; Magnoliopsida; Rosales; Rosaceae.